GCCUCAUCUUUCGUGGACUUCCGUCACGGGAAGGUCGAAUUAUUUCUUCUGUUCAGGUCGAUUAGCGCUAUUCCACAUGCUUAUUCCGCUGUUUCCCGCUCGGUAACGUUUACCCGAGAAAUCCGUAGGCUUAUCUAAAGUUUCCAGAACGUUGUGUUCCGUCUCCAUGGCAACAGGCACGCAAGAAGGGACAAGGACCCUCCGGCUGAAGAGGUCCUUACUAACGUGGAGGUUCCUAAUACAGUGCCUGCCCAAUGUUUAGAUGGUCCGCCUUCUCUUAGCGUUUGUAAGUGGCUGAGGCUCUACAGUGGCGUUAGGCUUAUUUUCUGUCUGUAGUUAUUUUCUGCUCAGGCACUGUUUAGCCACCCUGUUAAAUUCCAGCCUCUGACAGCUUGCUGUUGUUGAGUUGGCAUUUCUUUCGUGGCUGCUGGACUGUGAAGGGAAGGAAUAUAAGGAUCUCUGUUUUCUGGGCAAACAACCAGGGCUGCUAGGACUAGAAGAAGUUUCUCGGCUACUCCCGCCUGCUUGCUACAAAUACUUACAUAUUUAUUAUAAAGCUAUACUUUUCAUCCAGAACAAAAGGAGGAAAUGACAUUCAGAAAAGUAAACAUUUUCAUCCUGGUACUUGCUGUUGUUAUAUUUCUGUUAGUGCUGCAUCACAAUAUACUAGGUCUCAGUGACCUAUUGAAAAGGGAAUUGUCAGAUUCAAGUCCUUUAGGUCUUCAGCCAAUAGAUUUUAUUCCUGAGGCUCUUCAAAGGUUGAUGGAUGAUCAAAAUGACAAAGAAAUACCUGUGGUCAUUACAGCUUCUGAUGACAGGCUUGGGGGUGUAAUUGCAGCUAUGAACAGCAUUCACCAAAACACCAAGUCCAAUGUGGCAUUCCAUAUUGUCACUUUGAAUGAUACAGUGGACCAUUUGAGGUCAUGGCUUAGUAAAACAAGUCUGAAAAAUGUGAAAUACCGAAUUUUGGAUUUUGACCCCCAUUUAUUGGAUGGGAAAGUAAGGACUGAUUCAGAAAUGCCAGAUUCAGUAAAGCCUCUAACCUUUGCAAGAUUCUACCUGCCUAACUGGGUCCCUAAUGCAGAAAAGGCUAUUUAUUUGGAUGAUGAUGUGAUUGUGCAAGAUGAUAUCCUUGAACUUUAUAACACUAAACUGCAACCUGGCCAUGCAGCUGCAUUCUCAGAUGAUUGUGACUCUACCACAAACAAGGUUGCAGUUCGUGGAGCAGGAAACCAGUAUAAUUACAUUGGAUUUCUUGAUUAUAAAAAAGAAGCCAUUCGGAAGCUGUCCAUGAAAGCAAGUACAUGCUCUUUCAAUCCAGGUGUAUUUAUUGCUAAUCUGACUGAAUGGAAGAUACAGAAUGUCACUAAACAACUGGAGAAAUGGAUGGCACUUAAUGUGGUAGAGGAGAUAUACAGUAGGACGCUUGCAGGCAGCAUCACCACACCCCCUCUGCUCAUUGUGUUUUACAAGAGGCAUUCAAACUUUGAUCCCAUGUGGAAUGUACGCCAUCUGGGUUCUAGUGCUGGUAAAAGAUACUCGCCACAGUUUGUGAAAGCUGCAAAACUACUCCACUGGAAUGGACAUUUCAAACCCUGGGGAAGGACAGCAUCCUAUGCGGAAGUCUGGGAAAAAUGGUACAUUCCAGACCCUACCAACAAAUUCAACCUGAUCCGGAGGCACACUGAUAUCUAUGAAACAAAGUAAAUGGAUCUGAUACACUUGCAUUCUCAGGAAAUUUACCAGUCCACUGAGAUCAGCAAUACUACAUCCAUCAUUUUGUAUUUAAAUGGAAAAACUCUUAAAUACUUGAAAUUGCAUGCUUCGAGGAGCUGGCUUUCUGUAAAUAAUGCCAUUCUAGUGGAGCAGAUAGUACCUCCAUGAACAAGCAUUUUGGAACUUAAUAGAUUGCUCCUGAAUAACCGUCCAAGGCUAAAAGGCAUGUGACAAAAUAAAUUCCUGGACAAUGGCCACAUAUCUUGCAUGGUAAUCUAAUAUGCUGAAAAUCUGUUAUCUCUCUUUCUUUUGACUUAACCUGUGAAUCUAAGUUAAACAUCUUCUACUGGUGGAUGAUCAGUUCAAAUCUCUAAAUCACAUUUAACUGGUGAAAACUUUUAUCAGAAUUAGGUCUCUUGUGAUUAAUAAAAAAAUAUUUUAUUGAUUUGCAAGGUUACCCCAACAAUUCUAAAGGAAUAAUUUUUAAAACUGUGGAAGCAGCUGCUCAAAUUUACUAAGAAUUUCUUAAUUUGAAUCUUUUUUUGUGAAUAGUAAUUUGUCCUUACUAAACACGUUUGCACAUCAGUUAACUCAUGUCACAUCAAUGCAUUUGUUUUCUUGAUGACAAUGUAUGCUAACUAGUUUAUUAUUAAAUAUGCUGACUGAAAAUGUAAUAAACAAUACUGUUUUUUGCA
Messenger RNA from Heteronotia binoei (common prickly gecko), 2411 nucleotides. RefSeq names its product glycosyltransferase 8 domain containing 1 (gene GLT8D1). Lineage: Eukaryota; Metazoa; Chordata; Lepidosauria; Squamata; Gekkonidae. The record is from RefSeq and is a predicted model, not a curated record. Bases 589 to 1707 code for a protein of 372 amino acids. Gene Ontology annotation, cellular component: Golgi apparatus. The transcript is spliced from 10 exons. Gene Ontology annotation, molecular function: glycosyltransferase activity.